AUGAUUACGGCUGGACUUGCGAGGCACUGGGAAGAACCUAAGAUGCAGUCGACCUACACCAAGAGAAUUUUUGAUCAACCUGCAGAGGGGGCACUGGUCUGCGGAACCUCACAAGAUUCACAGCACGCUGGUCCUAAGGCCGCCACUUAUCGGAUGCAAGACCCACGUCCCGACCUCCUGGGCCAGAACCCCCGUCACCAACGGCGCCACCGCGCCGCCGGAACUGCCCAGCGCCGACACGGCCGCCAACCCGCUCAUCUGCAGCCGCUUCGGGAUCAACGACGCGAACACGGCGGUCGCGGCGGGGUACACGGGCCCGAGCAGGAGGCCGACGACGGACACGGCGACGGCGUCGCCGACGGCGUUGGGCACGAGCCAGACGAGCAGCUGGAAGGCCGCGGCGCCGAGGACCAGGGCGACGACGGCGCGCUUCUCGCCGACGCGGUGGGCGGGGUGCGAGAGCAGGAAGCGGCCGAGGGUGAUGCCGGCCCAGAAGCCCGCGGUGACGUAGCCGACGCGGGCGGGGGAGGAGUGCCGGUAGGAGAUGAGGAAGGAGAUGACCCAGCCCGAGAUGCUGACCUCGGCGCCCUGGUAGCAGAAGAUGAAGAGGGCGCCCAGGACGGUGGUUUUGUGCGACCCAUGCAAGCAGCCCAGCGCGGUCGUCGCGUUGGCGAGGUUGGCUGA
Messenger RNA from Letharia lupina, 684 nucleotides. RefSeq lists its product as uncharacterized. Bases 1 to 684 code for a protein of 227 amino acids. The transcript is spliced from 4 exons. Lineage: Eukaryota; Fungi; Ascomycota; Lecanoromycetes; Lecanorales; Parmeliaceae. The record is from RefSeq and is a predicted model, not a curated record.